AUGACGGCCAUCGAGAGCAAAGAGGAGAUCAGUGACACAGACAGCGGCAUCAUUGUGCACUCAGGCCCCGACAGCCCCACUUCUCCUCUGAACGAUGGGAUGACGCACACACGAGCGCUGAAACUCAAACACCAGGCUCUGGAGGAGCGGCUGGAGCUGUGUCUGCUGGAGCUCCGCAAUCUGUGCAUCAGAGAAGCAGAGCUGACUGGUAAACUGCCCUGUGACUAUCCCCUAUCGCCUGAAGAGAAGCCUCCUCGAGUACGAAGGAGGAUUGGAGCUUCUUUUAAACUGGAUGAAGACCUCAUUCUCACCAGUAAAAAAGAGAACUCUGAGCUCCAUGCCCUGGAGACUGGACUGGCUUUGCAGCGUCAGAUUUAUGAGGCGGCUCGUAAACUUUCCAUGGAGGACAACCUGAGCAAGCCGCAGAAGAAGAGUCGUGCGCAGCAGUGUAAACGAGAGGAAAAGAAAGUGAAGGAUCUGCAGGAGGCCUUGUUCCAGCAAAGGGUGAAGAGCGAGUGCAGCUCCCCCAGAAUCAUCUCCUCCAACAAGCACCGAGAUCUGAACAUGUCCGAUGAUAGCUCCCUUUCUGAUGUUGUGGCCUUGGAUGAAGAUGUGGACUCGCCCUGCCCACUGUCCCCUCCAGCUAUGGGACAUCCUUUCACAGACCCUUUCCAUCUGCCCCCCAAACCUCUUGAGUCCAGCGAGUGCACCCCCAUCCAGAGCGCCCCCUGGAGGGAGUCCAGCUUGGACCAUCCCAUUAAGAAGAACUCUAAACUGCAGGACAAUAGUGGCAGCAGGACCAGUAGUCCGGCUCAUGGCUCCUCCGAGAGCAGAGCUCCUCCUUCUCCUUUCACAAAGAGCUCGUCUCUGAGGUAUAACCACUCCACCAGCGCCCCCUCCACUCCGGAGCUGCAUGCGCGGCGCCAGUACUCCUCCUUCAGGGUUCCAAAGAGCAAACCCCUCAGUGUGGACAACAGCCACAAAGCCCGCAGCAGACUCCCCCAGCGUCGGCCCGAGUUCAUACUUCGCUCCCCUCAGUACUCCCCCCUCCGCGUCUCCCAGUCCAGCUCUGAGGACACCAGCUCCGAGCACUCCUCCACCUCCUCCACCUACAUCAGCUCUCCGGGACAAAACGAGCCCACGGAGAUACCCAAACUCUGCCCACCUCCCUACGGAUUCCACUACGGAGCCAAGAAAGCGGUCUCCAGCCCAUCUCCGAACAACAAGACUCAGAAGAGAAAUCAAAAGCAGCACGUGUCGGACUGUCCACUUUCUCCUCAAGACAAUGGGGCCAGUAAGCGCUUCCUGUCGCCUCAGCCAAGUCUUCACAGGCAAAACCAGGAGCCGCCUCUGUCUCCGAGGAAGAGCCUCAAGCCUCCUCCUCCGUACAGACUGGUGAGGACGCCGUCGCUGAAGGAGUACCCCAACCACGCCUUCAGACUGCUGCCCCGAGAUAUUGUGUCCGAGGAGCUGAAGUCUUGGCACCAGCGCAACCAGGCGAGGCCGAGCGGAGAGGAGGGCGUCACCAGUCCCACAUCGCCAUACAUGCCUCCGUUUACUCCGGGCUCUGGGAACCUGGUCCUGCAGAGAGCCAAUGACGGGACCCCGCUGCAGUGGUUUGUGGCUCAAGACUCUGAGAUCAUCAGCCAAGUUUAA
This is a messenger RNA of Knipowitschia caucasica, 1656 nucleotides long. Lineage: Eukaryota; Metazoa; Chordata; Actinopteri; Gobiiformes; Gobiidae. The record is from the annotation of a GenBank genome assembly.